CAAUUUUCCGCCCAAAACGGAGCAAAAAAGUGAUUUUGCGUCAAGGAACGUGAAGAAUACGACAAAAAGAACGCAAUAAUUGGAUGAAAAUGUGAUUAAAAUAUGUGGAAAUUGAUGAAUUCAAGGAUAAAGCAAAAUACCAACCAAGUGAAUUGCAUGAAAAAAUAUUGAAUAAAAAGAAAAAAUGAAAGAAAACGCAAGAAAAUCAACUAGAUUUAGUAAAAAAAUGAAUAAAAUAUUUGUGAUAUGUUCAUUCGUGCUGCAAAUAAGCAUCAGAUAUGUGGAUGCGCUCCCGGAUAUCAUUCGAAUAGGAGGUUUGUUUCAUCCCAAUGACGACCGACAGGAAAUUGCAUUCCGUUAUGCUGUGGAAAGCAUAAAUGCGAAUCGCACAAUUUUGCCACGCUCCAAAUUGUUCGCUCAAAUAGAGCGAAUCACGCCACAGGAUAGUUUCCAUGCAUCAAAACGAGUUUGCCAUCUCUUGCGGAGCGGAGUUGCUGCAAUAUUCGGGCCUCAGAGUUCCCAUACAGCGAGUCAUGUACAAAGCAUUUGCGACACAAUGGAGAUACCGCACAUAGAAACACGUUGGGAUUACCGAUUACGAAGAGAAAGUUGUUUAGUCAAUUUAUAUCCACAUCCAAGUACAUUAUCUCGGGCUUAUGUGGAUUUGGUACGUGCUUGGGGCUGGAAGUCAUUCACGAUAAUCUACGAGACAAACGACGGUCUCAUUCGACUGCAGGAAUUGCUGAAAGCGCACGGGCCUUCGGAGUUUCCCAUCAACGUGCGACAGUUGCCCGAUGACGGAGAUUACAGACCACUUUUGAAACAAAUUAAAAAUUCAGCUGAAUCCCACAUUGUGCUCGACUGUACGACGGCAAAAGUGUAUCAAGUACUGAAACAGGCGCAACAAAUUGGAAUGAUGAGUGAUUACCACAGCUAUUUGAUAACAUCAUUGGACUUGCACACAAUUGAUUUAGAGGAAUUCAAAUAUGGAGGUACUAAUGUGACCGCAUUUAGAUUAAUUGAUCCUGAUAGCAGCAAUGUGCAACAAACUAUUCGUGCAUGGGAGUUGGGCGAACAAAAAUUGGGACGAAAAUUGGAUUUUCGCAACAAGGAUAACGUCACAGUGAUUAAGGCGGAGACAGCUUUAAUAUACGACGCCGUGCAUCUCUUUGCGAAGGCACUUCACGAUCUGGAUGCCAGUCAACAAAUGGAUAUUCAUCCGUUGUCCUGCGACGCACAAGAUACCUGGCCCCACGGAUACAGCUUAAUCAAUUAUAUGAAAAUUGUCGAAAUCCAGGGAUUAACAAACAUCAUCAAAUUUGAUCAUCAGGGAUUUCGAACGGAUUUCGUCCUUGACAUCAUCGAGCUAAGUACUGCGGGAUUGCGAAAAGUUGGCGAAUGGAAUUCAACGCGUGGCGUCAACUUUACACGGUCCUAUGGGGAUCAUCAGAAGGAAAUUGUCGAAUAUUUGGCAAACAAGACACUAAUUGUAACGACAAUUUUGAGUUCCCCUUAUUGCAUGCGUCGUGAGUCUCCAGAAAACUUGUAUGGCAACACGCAAUUCGAAGGUUACGCUAUUGAUCUUAUCUAUGAGAUAUCGAAAAUCCUUGGUUUCAAUUACACAAUAAGAUUGGCACCCGACAACCGCUAUGGAGGCUACAAUAAAGCAACAGGCGAAUGGGACGGCAUGAUAAAGGAAUUGUUGGAACAACGAGCGGACUUGGCAAUUGCUGAUUUGACAAUUACUUUCGAUCGGGAGCAGGUUGUUGAUUUUACGAUGCCGUUUAUGAAUUUGGGCAUUUCAGUGUUGUACCGCAAACCUGUGAAACAACCGCCAAAUUUAUUUUCAUUUUUAUCGCCGUUAUCACUUGACGUCUGGAUAUAUAUGGCUACCGCAUAUUUGGGUGUUUCCGUGCUUUUGUUCAUUUUGGCAAGGUUUACGCCGUACGAAUGGCCUACACCAACUACAUGUGACCCAAAUCCGGGCACACAAUUUACGCUAAUGAAUUGUCUUUGGUUCGCAAUUGGAAGCUUAAUGCAACAGGGUUGCGACUUUUUGCCAAAAGCUGUCAGUACACGACUCGUUGCCGGUAUGUGGUGGUUUUUCACGCUCAUCAUGAUAAGUUCAUACACUGCCAAUUUAGCUGCUUUUUUGACAGUCGAACGAAUGGAUUCGCCGAUCGAGAGUGCCGAGGACUUGGCGAAACAGACAAAGAUCAAGUAUGGAGCAUUACGAGGCGGGAGUACAGCAGCUUUUUUCAGAGAUUCCAAUUUUUCAACAUACCAAAAAAUGUGGUCUUUCAUGGAAUCGACAAAGCCAACGGUUUUUACAGGGAGCAAUUUGGAAGGCGUCGAACGCGUCGUGAAAGAAAAAGGGAGUUAUGCAUUUUUAAUGGAAUCCACAAGUAUUGAAUACGUAAUUGAACGAAAUUGUGAAUUAACGCAAGUAGGAGGAAUGCUCGACUCAAAGGGAUACGGAAUCGCCAUGCCGCCAAACUCUCCUUAUCGUACUGCAAUUAGCGGGGCAGUGUUAAAAUUACAAGAAGAAGGUAAAUUGCAUUUGCUGAAGCAAAAAUGGUGGAAGGAGAAACGAGGCGGCGGAUCAUGUCGGGAUGAAACAACAAAAUCGAGUUCAACUGCUAAUGAACUUGGACUGGCUAACGUUGGCGGAGUCUUUGUCGUGUUAAUGGGCGGCAUGGGAGUCGCUUGUGUGAUAGCAGUUUGCGAGUUCGUUUGGAAAUCCCGAAAAGUCGCUGUCGAGGAACGGGUAAGCACAACAACAACAACUGUUUUGCCCGAUAUUUACAUGUAAA
Culicoides brevitarsis is the source of this 2813-nucleotide messenger RNA. Its product is annotated as glutamate receptor ionotropic, kainate 2-like. Gene Ontology annotation, cellular component: postsynaptic density membrane; plasma membrane. The coding region runs from base 185 to 2812 and encodes 875 amino acids. NCBI's taxonomy places the organism in Eukaryota, Metazoa, Arthropoda, Insecta, Diptera, Ceratopogonidae. The record is from RefSeq and is a predicted model, not a curated record. Gene Ontology annotation, biological process: synaptic transmission, glutamatergic; modulation of chemical synaptic transmission; monoatomic ion transport. Gene Ontology annotation, molecular function: glutamate receptor activity; transmitter-gated monoatomic ion channel activity involved in regulation of postsynaptic membrane potential. The transcript has 21 exons.